Staurois parvus is the source of this 384-nucleotide messenger RNA. The record is from the annotation of a GenBank genome assembly. NCBI's taxonomy places the organism in Eukaryota, Metazoa, Chordata, Amphibia, Anura, Ranidae.
AUUACAUGGAGGAUGUCCUAAAGGGGGGUGAUGUGGUACGGCUUUUUCAUGCUGAGCAGCAGGAGAAAUUUCUUACAUGUGAUGAGUACAAGUCAAAACUCCAUGUUUUUCUACGCACUACUCUGCGGCAGUCAGCCACAUCAGCUACUAGCUCCAAUGCCCUCUGGGAAGUGGAGGUUGUGCAUCAUGAUCCUUGUAGAGGGGGAGCAGGGCACUGGAAUAGUCUUUAUCGAUUUAAACAUCUUGCUACUGGGAAUUAUUUGGCAGCAGAGGAAAAAUCCAACUUACAAAGGAGAUGCCCCAGAGUCCAAAUCAGGAGCAUCCUACCCAGUAGUGAACACGCGUCCCAACCGUAGAAACGCAGGGGAGAAGAUCAAGUAUCGC